CCUGUCCCUGCAGUACGUGUCCAAGUAGUUAAAAAAGGCCUUUGCUUGGAAUUUGUCGUCUCCACACAAUCACCACGCGCGCGCGAAACGCCGUCGACUUUGACUACCGACGCGCAGCAGCAGCAGAAGGCCUCGAUCCCGAGCUACCCCCCCGUUCGGCUAGCUGUCCAUACCUGCUCAUAUAUGCAACCCAGAGAUCCAGAAAAAAAGAGCACAAGCGUGUACAGCAGAGCCCCAUCCAUUCAUUCAUCACAAGUACACAGCACGUGAAGUCGCUCCUGAACCCUAGAAGCACAGAGCUUGAUCGUCUAGCUUGGCAUGGGCGCUGACGGUGUGCGCGCCCUGGCGUGCUUCUUGUGCGUGUCGGUCUCGCGGCGUCGGCGGCGGACGGCGAGGCUGGUGCUGUGGGGAGGGGAAGCGCGGGCGGCGAAGCACGGGGAGCUGGCGGGGCAGGUGAUGCUGGACUUCUCGGGAAGCGUGGUGUGCCUUGCCGACGGGUUCUACAUCGGGCGGCCGGCGCCCGUGCUGGCCAUCGAGGACCGGCUGGCCGCGGGCGCCACGUACCUCGUGCUCCCCGUGGACCGGCUCCCGCAGGGCUGCGACCCCGUGACGGCCGCGUCCCUGGCCGCGCUGUCCUACGGCCGGGCCGGGCCGGCGUCCAUCGCCGGCGGGCCCAAGAGCCCGUUCGAGUACGUCAAGGGCGACGACGGAAGGACGGUCAUCAAGGUCACGCCCGAGUUCAUCGUCGGGGCCAUCACCGCCAGACCAGGCGUCGUCGUCGGGGGUGAUAAUGGCGAGAUGGACGGCGCGUGCCGCGGAGGGCUCUGUAGCACGCCGGAGCUGAGGAAGCACUACGAGCAGCUCGUGGGGGCCGGGAGGGGGAGGGCAUGGUCGCCGCGGCUCGACACCAUCAAGGAGCGAAAGGGCAGGCGGAUCAAUAUGGCGGCGGUGAGCCCCGGGAGGUUCUCGCCUGUGGCGGUCAGGCUGCUAGGGCUGGCAAAAGGAGAAAGAUAGCACAGAGAAGAAACUGUGUGGUGCUGUGCUUCAAAUCAUGGAGUUACGACCUUGGAUUCCAUGGAACACAGUUACACGGCUCGUUGCUUGUUUCGUUUUGUUAGCCCCUAGCUAGUCCCAACGGACUGCAUGCGGAGCUAGCAAUUGUGUUGAUUUUUGUACAAAAUUAAGGAGAUGAAUCUGUUUUCGAUCGGGUUAAUUAGGCGUCCGAUCGACGGUCCACACAUGAUAUAUGUCUUGAUUUUGCUGGAGGAAAAUGUACAGAUCGAUCUCUAAUACAGUAAUACUACAUGAACAAUGACGUACGUGUUCAAAGCGAA
This is a messenger RNA of Brachypodium distachyon (stiff brome), 1334 nucleotides long. RefSeq lists its product as uncharacterized. The record is from RefSeq and is a predicted model, not a curated record. The coding region runs from base 319 to 1014 and encodes 231 amino acids. The transcript has a single exon. Lineage: Eukaryota; Viridiplantae; Streptophyta; Magnoliopsida; Poales; Poaceae.